Molecule: messenger RNA, 4053 nt
Organism: Jaculus jaculus (lesser Egyptian jerboa)
Lineage: Eukaryota; Metazoa; Chordata; Mammalia; Rodentia; Dipodidae
Gene: Angpt1
Product: angiopoietin 1
Exons: 9
Coding region: 524-2020 (498 amino acids)
Biological process (GO): angiogenesis; Tie signaling pathway
Molecular function (GO): receptor tyrosine kinase binding
Source: RefSeq, a predicted model, not a curated record
UUGUAAGCCGAUCCCGCCGCCCAAAGCCAUCAGCCAUCCUUAGCAUAGGGGCACACUCAUGCAUUCCUGUCAAGUCAUCUUGUGAAAGGCUGCCUGCUUCCAGCUUGGCUUGGAUGUACAACCUUAAUAAAACUCACUGAGGUCUGGGAGAAAAGAGCAGAUCUGCUGCAGAUAGUGCGGAGGAAAGGGGCUAGAAUAUGUACUCCAGCUGACUCCUGCAGGCUCCACGCUGAACGCUCACACCCAGAGGAAACAAUAAAUCUCAGCUACUAAUGCAAUAAAUAUCUCAAAUUUUAACGAAGGAAACGAUCAUUACAGUGAAAUAAAAAAAAAAGUUACAUUUUUAGGACAAAGCUAACAAAUGGCUAGUUUUUCUCUGAUUCUUCUUUAAACUAAGUUUUCUUUGAGGGGGAAACAGUCAAACAAGCUAGCAGCAGUCUUUACCUGGAAUAAAGAGUUUAAAAGGACAGAAGAGGAGCGAGCUUUGGAGAGAGAGGCACGCGAGGACCGUGCUGGCAGUACAAUGACAGUUCUCCUCUCCUUUGCUUUCCUCGCUGCCAUUCUGACUCACAUAGGGUGCAGCAACCAGCGCCGGAGUCCCGAGGCCGGAGGGAGAAGAUAUAACCGGAUUCAGCAUGGGCAGUGUGCCUACACUUUCAUUCUUCCAGAACACGACGGCAACUGUCGGGAGAGCACCCCCGAGCAGUACAGCACCAACGCUCUGCAGAGGGAUGCGCCGCACGUGGAACCCGACUUCUCUUCCCAGAAGCUGCAACAUCUGGAGCAUGUGAUGGAAAAUUAUACUCAGUGGCUGCAAAAACUUGAGAAUUACAUUGUGGAAAAUAUGAAGUCGGAGAUGGCCCAGAUACAACAGAAUGCAGUUCAGAACCACACAGCCACCAUGCUUGAGAUAGGAACCAGCCUCUUGUCUCAGACUGCAGAGCAGACCCGAAAGCUGACAGAUGUUGAAACCCAGGUACUAAAUCAAACUUCUCGACUUGAAAUACAACUUCUAGAGAAUUCAUUAUCAACAUAUAAGCUAGAGAAACAACUUCUUCAACAGACAAAUGAAAUUCUAAAGAUUCAUGAGAAAAACAGUUUAUUAGAACAUAAGCUCUUAGACAUGGAGGGCAAGCACAAGGAGGAGUUGGAUACCUUAAAGGAGGAGAAAGAGAAUCUUCAAGGCUUGGUGACUCGUCAAACAAUUAUAAUCCAAGAGUUGGAGAAGCAGCUAAACAGAGCCACCACCAACAAUAGCGUCCUUCAGAAGCAGCAAUUGGAGCUCAUGGACACAGUCCACAACCUUGUCAACUUGUGCACCAAAGAAGGUGUUUUGCUAAAGGGAGGAAAAAGAGAGGAGGAGAAGCCUUUUAGAGACUGUGCAGAUGUGUAUCAAGCUGGUUUUAAUAAAAGCGGAAUCUACACUAUUUAUUUUAAUAAUAUGCCAGAACCCAAAAAGGUAUUCUGCAACAUGGAUGUGAAUGGGGGAGGUUGGACGGUGAUACAGCAUCGUGAAGAUGGAAGUCUGGACUUUCAAAGAGGCUGGAAAGAAUAUAAAAUGGGCUUUGGAAAUCCCUCUGGUGAAUAUUGGCUGGGGAAUGAGUUUAUUUUUGCUAUAACCAGCCAGAGGCAAUACAUGCUAAGGAUUGAGCUGAUGGACUGGGAGGGGAACCGAGCCUACUCACAGUAUGACAGAUUCCACAUAGGAAAUGAGAAGCAGAACUACAGGUUAUAUUUAAAGGGUCACACUGGGACAGCAGGAAAACAGAGCAGCCUGAUCUUACACGGUGCUGAUUUCAGCACUAAGGACGCUGAUAAUGACAACUGUAUGUGCAAAUGUGCCCUCAUGCUAACAGGAGGCUGGUGGUUUGAUGCCUGUGGGCCAUCCAAUCUAAAUGGAAUGUUCUAUCCUGCGGGACAAAAUCAUGGAAAACUGAAUGGGAUAAAGUGGCACUACUUCAAAGGACCCAGUUACUCCUUACGUUCCACAACUAUGAUGAUCCGACCUUUGGACUUUUGAAAGUACCCGUGCCAGGGGUAAUUAUGAAAGCAAAACAGAAAUCUGGACAAGUUAUGAGAUGAGAAACUAUUUGAAAACUUGUAAAACCAGUGAUAUCAUUUCCUUUGCAGCAACAGGUGAUGGUUAAGGGAUGGUGCCUAGGUUCUUGACCGUGGUUUCAGAACCUGUUGAGUCCGCGGGAGUCUGUCUACUGUUGCUGUGUUCACAUGGCUUCACCACGGACAACGUCACUCACUGCCAUGCUUUCAAAGAGAAGAUACUUCUCAGCUGCUCCUUUGCUUCAAAGUACUUCUGGAUUGCAUUUUGCAGCUAUGAAAGCCAGAUGAUAAAUAUGGCUUACUCCAUGUAAAACCAAGUAACCUAAAGACAAAGAAGAAUACACAUGAAGGACUGAAAGAAUGGGAACAGGCUUUCCAAGAUCUUUUGGAGAGAAGUUUUGCAACAGUGAAAUAGUGCUAUCUCCACAUGAAACUCCUAACGUAUGUUAUACUUAUGUAGCUUUACAAUUCUGAUAAAAAGAACAUACAGCAUUGUCCUCUAAGAUGGUUGAAAGAAAUUGGACUUCAGAAACCUACUUCCAAAAUCAUACCAUUUACUUGUUCUCAGCUAAUGCAUAUUCAAAAGCAAGUUCCAUCAUGAUGAAUCACAAUGCAUAGAGAAUAAUCGUGUAAGGUGAAAACAAGCUCCAAGAAUAUGAUUUUUAUACAGAUUUCAGAAAAAAGAAAACUUGGAAUGGAUAUAACAGGUGAAAAAUACGUUUCAUUCUAUAGCAUUUGUUUACUUUAAAGUGGAUUGACUGGUAUACAAAUACAUUUUAUAACCUGAGCAAAGCAUGAAUAAUUUUAAAAUAUUAUCAGGCUCUUAAGACAAUAUACAUACACCAAUAUCCCAUUGGUUUGUUACAGAAAAGUAGUAUUUGAAGUUUACUGAGUUGGAGUAAAAUCAUGUAACUGGAGUGGUUCACUCUACAGUAACUUCCUGCAUGUGUAUACAUAUGUCGACUUCAUUAUUUUAGAAGUAUUUUAAAUCGUCAAUACAUUAUCCAAUUAUUUCACACUAAUUUAAUUUUUGCUAAUUAACUGAAACAUACCAAAUUCACCCUGUUCCUGUUUCUGUAGAAGAUAUACUUUGAAGUCUACAUAAAAUGAGUUAUAAAUAUCAUUGUACAUAGCAUGUUUAUACCCACCCAUAUUAAAUCUAAUAGCUGCUUAAUUGGGAAUAUUCAAUGUUGUCCUUAAUUCAUGCAUAUAAAUAUGAGUGUUCAAAGACAUCUGUGUUAAUUAAAUAUAUCUUCAUGUUUUUUGCCUUCAGGCUCGGCUUCUUUAAGGAAUUUCUUUUUUAAAAAUUGUAUUAGUGGAGAAAAUUGUCGAAACUAUAUAUGGGAAAUACAAAAAAACAUAGUUAUUGGCUGAAUAUUCUGACUGCUAGUGUAAUUGUUUAAUUACAAUAUUUCUAUGGCAUAACCUAAUGUAAGUGAAGUUUGGGGCAGAAUUUUUGUGACAACUUAAAGUUCUUGCAGAAUUUUAUAAGUGCUUUUUGCAUGUUCAAGGUUACAAAAGGGAACAGGUGUUUUUAUAUUCAAAACAUGGCUUACUAUGAAAUAAGAAAAUUGAAAUAGAUAUCAGGUCUCCUUUAUUAUUAAGGAAAAGUAUUUUCUUCAUGGUACUAAUAACAAAAUGUGAGACUUGAUAACUUGACCCAUUAUCAUGCCUUAUGGCUUUCUUCCAUUUGGGAGAAUAAAGCUAUUCAAAGUAUUUAAGAAAGUGUCCUUUAAUGUUUACCAUUAGUGUUUCUGUAUAGUUGUGUAUUUGCCUACAACACCUUUAUGCCUUACCAGCAAUACUUUCAGUAUCACACAGGGUUUCUGCUACUAGUGGCUCUUCCAUAGCACUGCUAAACCUCUCCUAUACCAAGCCUUGUUUUCAAGAAAGAAUGAGAGUUUUGUUUGUUGUGUUCCCACAAAUUUUUUUUUAAACCAGCCUUGAGAUAAGAAAUACUAUUUCCUAAUCCUUUUUACAAAAAAAUAAAAUGAA